Messenger RNA from Gadus morhua (Atlantic cod), 3842 nucleotides. Its product is annotated as MAGUK p55 subfamily member 7-like. Bases 411 to 2705 code for a protein of 764 amino acids. The transcript has 21 exons. Gene Ontology annotation, molecular function: protein binding. The record is from RefSeq and is a predicted model, not a curated record. NCBI's taxonomy places the organism in Eukaryota, Metazoa, Chordata, Actinopteri, Gadiformes, Gadidae.
CCAUCCAUCCAUCCAUCCAUUAAUCCUUACCUGUAAAUUGUCUUCUGAAGAACACACUAAAACUAUUCAUUAAACUGCCUAAACACUUUUUGUUCACUUAGGAGCUGUCUACCUGAAAUUAUAUAGGCUAUGUUAUGUAAACUUCCCAUAAAUAUUUUCCUCAUUUACAAAGUGAGUACCACUCGGAUAUGCCCAAUAAUGAUUGCAUUGAUUGUCCUUGUGCUUUAUCUAGGUCAGAGCUGACACACAUUUCCCGUAUCGGCCAGUUGCCUCUACCAUCUGACUCAUCAAGCAAUGCUAUCACGCUGCCUAAGCUUUUACAGUGGAUACUGGAUAGUAAAUGAAAUAAAUCUUUGGUUGAUUGAAGAAUAAUGGCCAACCAGAAGGCGGUGUAAUACCUCAGUCCGAGAAUGCUUAGUCGAACCGAACACAGAGGCGUAUGCAGUCUGCUGUCAUCAGUGAUGUCCGGAACAGAGGCACAUGCAGACAGACAGGAGGACUAUCGGUUCCUCCACAGCAUGUUGAUGGAGAAGAAACUACAUCUUCUCUUCAAGAUCCACGAGCGUCUGAAACGCUUCGAGAAGCGUGGUCCUAUCCCAGCCCGUGACCAGGCCUCCACGCUGGUGCCCAACCUUGUAGAUGAGUUGUCAAAUUACUCCACAGUCCAGGGGGAGGAGCUGCUGUCCCUUCUCUGUGAGCCUCACUUCAAGAGCCUCCUGUGGGUGCACGAUGCUGUGGCCCAGCAUCAGUUUGAACCCCAACUGCCACCGCUACCCGAGAACAUUCUGGAAGAGAGCGACGACUCGGUCAAGAUCGUCAGUCUGGUGAAGAGUGCAGAGCCACUGGGAGCCACCAUCAGGCGGGACUGCUCCACCGGGGCCAUCCUCGUGGCCAGGAUCCUGAAGGGCGGCGCGGCGGACAAGAGCGGGCUAAUCCACCAAGGAGACGAGCUGAGAGAGGUGAACGGAGUCUCGCUGGAUCACAAGACGCCACAGGAGAUCCUCCCUCUCCUUGCGAGUUCUCAGCGGGAGGUAAAACUCAAAGUGAUUCCUGCUGACGUCCACACCGAGCAGGCGGCCAAUAGGAAGCAUGAGUUGUUUGUGAGGGCUCUGCUGGACUACGACCCAGAGAAGGACCCGUGCGUCCCGUGUAGAGAGGUGGCGCUGACCUUCAGGAGGGGCGACGUCCUGCAGGUGCUCAGCAAGGAGGACGACACCUGGUGGCAGGCCCGUCACCACGGAGACCACGACUCCUGGGCGGGGCUUAUUCCCUCAGAACAGCUCCACCAAAGGCCAGUUCACAAAUUGCUUUUCCCCUUGUUUUUUGAUUGGUUUAAAACUUCAGACCAUUGGGAAGAUGAGAGAAGCCAAUGCUUCACGUUCACCCACGGAGUACCGCUGCUCAGUGGGUGUCAGGGCCCGAGAUGCGAAGGCGAUUGGCCUCUCCGUGCCGUCAUGAAGCUGCGACAGGACAGCUCCAACUGCAGCAGUGGAGGCGUCGCAGGUGAUGAAGGUUGGGCUCGAGAGGCUGAAAUGGGCGAGGACAGGAGGUUUGAGAUCCAAGGUGCUGCAUUUAUUGGCUCGAUGAUGCCCUCUUCUAGCAGGGAGGUGAGCUCUGCAGUGACGCCCUCCCGGAAGUGUGUUGUUUCUCCUCUCCAGGAGGCUGGCGUUGUGUAUCUGAUGUGUUGGUGCUCCUCUCCAGGAGCCUGGUGUUGCGUAUCUGAUGUGUUGGUUCUCCUCUCCAGGAGGCUGGCGUUGCAGCAGCCCCAGGCCCUGUUCCCGUCCGGGUGCCUCCAGCCUCCAGAAGACGACGAAGUUGAAGAGGAUGUGGACUAUGGGGCGAUAUCAGGAGUCCGUGUUGCUGGUCAGAGGAGGAGCUUCAGGCUGGGCCGGAGGGGCGGUCACGGGACGGACCCCAGGAGGAGGAGGGCCGCUGGGCUGGAGGGCCUCACCCGGGCCCCCGCCUACCUGGAGGUGGUCCCCUUCCGCAGGGGCCCCAAAGACCGGCCGCGCCUGGUCCUACUAGUGGGGUCCCCGGGGGUCGGUGUGAGCGAGCUCCAGCGAAGGCUGCUGGUUUCUGACCCCGAGCAGUACGGUGUCACCGUACCAUAUACAUCACGAAUGACAAGAAUAAAAGAACAAAAUGGAGUGGACUACUACUUUGUCUCACAGCGCCAGUUUGAAGAAGACAUCCUGAACCAUAGGUUCAUAGAGUAUGGGAUGUACCGGGGCCAUUAUUAUGGGACCAGUCUGGACUCUGUGGCUGAAGUGAUGGCCGAGGGGAAGAUGUGCCUGGUCAAUCUACACCCGGCUGCCAUAAAGAGUGUGUACACGUCCGAGUUCCGACCGUACGUGGUGUUUGUGAGGCCGCCGCGGCUGGAGGAGCUGCGCUUCACCCGGAGGAGAGCCAAGUUUAUCUGCCCACCCGAGGAGGGCUCAGGGCAGGCCAGAACCUUCUCAGAAGAAGACUUUGAGGACAUGAUCGUCUCGGCCGAAGACAUGGAAACCGAACAUAGUCACAUGUUCGACAAGGUGGUUGUCAACGGCGACCUGACCACGGCGUUCAGAGAGCUGCGGGCGGCCCUGGAGCAGGCGUCGGGGCCGAACCUCCAGUGGCUCCCUGCGGAGUGGGGCCCUGCGGAGUGGGUCCAGGGCCCGCCCGCUGAAGCCAGGGGGUCACAGGACCACGUGGCAGGCUGGAGGUAGAGCUCUGGGCUCUGCCUGGCUGGCAUAAUGCAGGGGUACAAAUGCAACAGCUCCCUUGGCAGCGCAGUAAUGUGGGGAAAUGUGUCCUUAGUCUAGUAGGCUGCUUACUGAGGCUUUACCCUAAACAGGAGCAGAAAUUGUGCUUACCGUUGUGCUUACGGUAAUGUUGAGACAUGUGUGCAUAUUAGAACUUUAAAUAUAAACAAAAUAUUUAGUUCUAUAAUAGUUUCCCUUGUUUGCUGUGUGCAUUCAGGGCAGAGGUCCUUUCUAUGCAUACUAUGUGCUUAAUGACCCAAACAGAAACUCUCCCUCCCUCCCUCACAUCUGUCUGAGAGUCACAUUUUUAGCAUUAUUUGUCUGGAACGUUGUCGGCACCAAGGGACUGGGGAUUAAAAAAAGUAGUAGAAAAUCAUACAAUGUAAAAAAAUAAAAAGGGGGAAAAAAGGAAAAAGGAAAAGCCCCAGUCACUGGUGUCCACAGACAGCCGUCUCCUGCCAAGUUAAAACAUCAGCAUGUAAUUAUUCUGACAGUUGCUGCACUUCAAUUAACUGUAAUGCACACCAGAGAAACAUUAUUAGUGCCUGGCAGCCAGAAAGAGUCGACUAACAGUGAAUUAGUCGACUCUUGUGCAAAAACAUAACGGCAGGAGCGACAUUAUCAAAUACAUCAUCAGAACCAGAUCUAUUAUUAAAGACUAGCAUUAUAACAAUAUGGUUGUUGGAGUAUUGUAGUGUACCAUUAGCCUGAUUGUCGUACUUCCAAUUUUUCAGAUAAAUCGGAUUAAUUAAAUAAUUUUUGUGUGAAUUAUUUCUUCAGUUUAAUAGAAUGAACAGAUGUGUGCACUAGUGUGUGUAUUGGUGUGCAUGUAGGCUGAAACAUAUAUGUGAAAGGGGUUAUGUUACACACAUGGUAUACAUAUGUGUCACAACAUCUUCAUCAUCAACAAUGUAAACCUCUAAAUUCAAUUAAAUGUGUUGAUAAGCGCAAGCUUCACAUCCUCAUUAGGAACACGUUGAGAGUCACUAGCUCCAAUCAUUAGCUCCAUAAUCGAAGUAUGAAUCUGUCACUCACUCACUCAUAUGACUGACUAAUGAGUCUAUUGAGCUGGGUUGACACUCCUGUAUCAUGCCACUGUUU